Molecule: messenger RNA, 4109 nt
Organism: Leptopilina heterotoma
Lineage: Eukaryota; Metazoa; Arthropoda; Insecta; Hymenoptera; Figitidae
Product: fibroblast growth factor receptor homolog 1-like
Exons: 12
Coding region: 847-3744 (965 amino acids)
Biological process (GO): protein phosphorylation; multicellular organism development; cell surface receptor protein tyrosine kinase signaling pathway
Cellular component (GO): signaling receptor complex
Molecular function (GO): ATP binding; transmembrane receptor protein tyrosine kinase activity
Source: RefSeq, a predicted model, not a curated record
CGGUUAUUUCAAGCACUGCUCUGGCACUUCGUCUCGAGCUUCCAAUGCGCAUCCUUCCUACACAUCGUUUCACUCCCAUCUCUCUUUAACUUUCAAUUAUUUCUCAUCCAAUUGUUAUAAACAAAUUGUCAAAAACAAGUAAAAACUGAAAAUUUCCCUUCAAUUUAAAGGAUUUUUUUCAAUUUAUCACAAAAAAAAAAUUGUGGACUUGAAAAAACACUUUUGUUUACAGUGUCAGUGCGUGAACAGUGUCAAUCAACCCUUUAAUUCCAAGGAUUAAAAAAACCUAAAACUUGUGUCUCAAAACACAAAAAAAGUGGAAUUUAAAAAAAAUUGUUUCAGUGAAAAAGUGUAAAGUGUACUUUCAAAUUCUAUGGGAAAAAAACAAAAGGUGAAUAAAAAUUUGCAUAAAUAAAAUAUAGGUAACGGAAGUAGUGUUAAAAAGACGUGUGGCGGGAAGAUUCGUGCUAAAAGGCGCCGGGGAUUUAUAACGACGGGCGGCCUGAAAUAACAACCAGAGGGUGCAAGCUGGAAACAGUGAAUCAGCACAGCAUCCAGUGAGUGAAUCUCCUGACGUGCAUCGACUCCAAUAAUGCUUAAUCAUUUUGCCAAUAAUUAAUAAAAAGAGAAAAAGAAAUCUCCCAACGUUUACCAAUUUACACAAAUUCUAAGGAACUCUAAAAACCUCUAAAGCCAAAUUACAAACAAAUCAACAUUCAGGAUCAUUUUUGAGAAAAACCAGAAGCUCAACAGCACUUGGAACAUAAUUUUCCUUGGAAAUAAUUCAACGAUCGAAGAGAGACUCAUGUCGCGUCGACAUUAGCCAUUGUUUCGCCGAUUGACAGGAUGGACGGGAUGAAGGCCACCAGCUGUUUUGUCCUAGGAAUCUUCGUGAUCCUGCUUUUUGGGACAAUUCAAGGACGGCUCAUUCGACUAGAAGUACAAAAUCAGAAGGAAACAGUAUUAAUUCAUGAAAGAUUACACCUACGAUGUGAAGCAACACCGGAAGCAGAAUCGAUAAUUUGGUACAAGGACGGUGAAAUCCUAAAGGGAAAGAUGAUGAGAACUCGUAUUUUAAGACAGAGUUUGAAAAUUCGUUCGGUACGUAUGGAGGACUCAGGGAACUAUAGUUGUCGAUUCAAUUCAGAUCAGCACGUCGAAUGGCGUAACAUAUCAAUUCAAGUGAAGCAGUACCAGAAUUACGACUAUCAAGACGACAAGGAGACACUGGGAAAUGUCCAAAGUGCCUAUGCACCUGAGGAAGAAACCAAUGAACUCGACAUUGAAUCCAGAAGAUUACCAGAAGCGCGCUCCCUCUAUCUAGACACUGAAUUCGAGAAUUCAAAAAUCGAAUACGAGCGAGAGGAGAAUGAGGACGUGGGUGAGCAUAAUCAAACGGAACCCGAGAGUGCGCCAUCAUUUAAUAAAAAUGAGGAAAUGCAGGAUUUAAUUGUUAAACCAACGGGAAGUACACUGAGACUGAGAUGUCCAGCUGUUGGCAAUCCUCGGCCAAAUAUCACGUGGUGGAGGAAUAAUGACGAGCCGACAAAACCUCUAGGAGUUAUUAGAAACAGAUGGACUCUCAAGUUAGAGAAUAUUGCCCUGCAAGACGCUGGAAACUAUACCUGCCAAGUCUGCAACAGUUUUGGAUGCAUCAAUCACGUCUUCAAAGUCGACAUUAUUGAAGCCAUCGACAGUUUCUCGGAGUCGGAUGCAGAUAAUGAAAAAUUGGACAACGAAAAAGAUGGUAGUCCGGGUGAGCAUAAUAAAACCUUACCGGAAUGCCCGCCAAUGUUCAAUAAAAACGACGAAAUGCAUGCAACAGUUGUAAAACCGGCCGGAAGUAUGUUGCGCCUUAGGUGCCCAGCUGUAGGCAAUCCGCAACCAAAUAUCACUUGGCUAAAGAAUAACGAGGAGCCCAAGAGGACUUUGGGAACGAUAAUAAUGGUCAAGUGGAGUCUGAGACUCGAGGAUGUUGUUAUUCAAGACGGCGGAAAUUAUACCUGCAUCGUUUGCAACAACCUCGGUUGCAUCAAUCACACUUUCAAAGUCGAAAUCAUUGAAACUGUGAAACAUCGACCAAUCCUGACUGUAGCGCCGGCAAAUACAACUGUCUUAAUUGGAGGCAACGCUACUAUGAACUGUCAAGUACUUUCGGAUGCUCAUCGUCAUCUCGAGUGGUAUCACGGCUACCAUACUGAUCUUGAAAACAUCAUCAAAACCAACCAAAGCUUGCGGGUCGAGGUUAAGAAUGGAAUGGACCACAAUCCAGAAGUUUUGACUCUCAUCAACGUGACCGAGAAGGACGAGGGUUGGUACACUUGCAUUGCACAAAACACGCUCGGCGAAACUUUUAGCAGCGCCUAUCUCCGAGUUGUCGACUCUUUGGAGGAAGAAAUACGAGUUCCCUUGACCGCAAGAUCACAAUCGUUGCUGGUAAAUGUUCUUGCCGCAGUGCUCAUUGUAUUCUUUGCAUUUGGAGGUAUUGUGGUUGGCUACAUUUACCACAGACUCAAGAGGGAGAAAAUGAAAAAAUUACUGGCAAUCGAGACAGCGAGAGCUGCCGUUGUUACACAAUGGACGAAAAAAGUGAUCGUUGAGAAGCAAAAUCUCGUUAAUGCUCAGAACGUUCAGGAACCACUUUUAAUGCCCGUUGUUAAAAUCGAAAAACAAAAAUCAACCGUAACAACCGAGGACAGUAAUGGUGGAAGUAUCUCCGAAUAUGAACUUCCACUCGACAGCGCUUGGGAAUUGCCACGAGAGCAUUUGGCACUCGGCAAUACUCUCGGUGAAGGUGCUUUCGGCAAAGUCGUCAGGGCUCAAACAAAUACCGGAAAACCCGGAAUUCCCAGCAUUGUGGCUGUUAAAAUGCUCAAAGAGGGUCAUACAGAUUCAGAAAUGAUGGACCUAGUAUCCGAGAUGGAAAUGAUGAAAAUGAUCGGCAAACACGUGAACAUAAUAAACCUCCUGGGAGCAUGUACUCAAGGAGGACCACUUUACGUUGUCGUUGAAUUUGCACCGCAUGGAAAUCUUCGAGACUUCCUGCGCGAUCACCGACCGUCGUCAGGCUACGAGCUCACGAUAAGUGAUGACCAAAAAGAAAAGAAGACAUUAACGCAAAAGGAUUUGGUAUCAUUCGCCUAUCAAGUGGCGCGUGGAAUGGAGUACCUGGCGAGUCGGAGGUGUAUACACAGAGAUUUGGCAGCGAGAAAUGUUCUUGUCAGUGAGGAAUAUGUCUUAAAGAUCGCUGACUUUGGUCUCGCGCGAGAUAUUCAUUGUCACGACUACUAUCGAAAGACGACGGAUGGCAGGUUGCCAGUCAAAUGGAUGGCACCAGAAGCUCUCUUUCAUCGAAUCUAUACCACACAGUCCGACGUCUGGUCGUACGGAAUUCUGUUGUGGGAAAUAAUGACACUUGGAGGUACGCCCUAUCCCUCAGUACCGUCAGUAGAAAAGUUGUUCCAAUUAUUGAGGACGGGUCACCGAAUGGAGAAGCCACCCUGUUGUUCGAUCGAAAUAUACAUGCUCAUGAGGGACUGUUGGAGUUACCAACCAAACGAGAGACCAAUGUUUGGAGAAUUGGUUGAAGAUCUCGAUAGGAUAUUAACCAUAACUACAAACGAGGAAUACCUCGACCUGGGACUUCCACAACUCGACACACCACCAUCAAGUCAAGAAUCAAGCGAAGCUGAUGAUGAUGACGACGAUGACGAUGGCCAAGAAACAUUUUCCUACUUGUUGUGAGAAUUAUAAAAGUCGAAUUGUGAAAAUAUUCUAAAAAACGUUAAAAUCUAAAAACCUUCAUUAUCCCAACGAGAGAAAAAACUGAAAAGGAUGAAACUAUCGAACAAAAAAAGAAGGAAAAUCAAUUAGCCAUCCAACUAUCAAUUCUGAUAAGUUAGGACAAUUAAUGCUAAUUAAUUAAUCGACUGACAUAAUGAACACGCCAAAUAAUACAAAUCAGUAUUGUCCAUUAGCGCGUACUUUAUAAUAAAUUUAAGAGCAUUAUGCGAAUAGGAGAAAAAAUAAUAUUGUACUAUUAGGAACAAAAAGAACAAAUUUUUUUCCAACAAUAAUGAAAAAUUUUGUAAAUUUUUUACUUAAAAAAA